UGUUUCGAUAAGCGAUUCUUUCGAUGUGAGACACGUUUGGAGUGUGUUCAUAUGUCUCUUCUCUUACUGUAAAGUUUAAACUGUGAUCUUCCCAUAAGGCUUGGGCAAAGAAGAUCUCUCAUUUGCUAUAUGUUGCCUCUCUUACGAAGCUGUUUGAUUAGUAGUUUUCUAAAUGUUAAGUAAUCGUGUUGUUGAUUGGCUCUACCUGUAGGUAUAAUCGUUUAAGCUUGGUUUAAUCUACCUGAAACAUCUGUUGUUUUUGAGGUUUUACACUUCACAAGGUUCCUGUUGUAUUGGACUGUGUCUGGAGGAGAACCAAAUAUGUCAUCGGAUGAGAAGAACCUUAUAGAAAUAUUGGAGGAAGGUCACAAGGUAGAUAUAGCUAAGUACAUCAACUAUGUCAGUGCCCCUCAAGCUGGUGCUAUAGCUACAUUCUCAGGCACUACAAGAGACAUGUUCGAGGGAAAAGCAGUUUUGGAGCUAAGGUAUGAAGCAUAUGUACCAAUGGCCACACGAUGUCUCAGCUCCAUCUGUACAGCCGCUAGAUCAAACUGGGACAUACAUAAGAUUGCUGUUGCUCACCGUCUGGGACCAGUUCCCGUUGGAGAAACCAGCGUGUUCAUCGCUGUCUCAUCUGUUCACCGUGCUGAUGGUUUAGAUGCUUGCAAGUUCUUGAUCGAUGAGCUCAAGGCAACCGUUCCGAUUUGGAAGAAAGAGGUGUACACUAAUGGAGAGGUUUGGAAGGAGAAUAGUGAGUUUCUGGAGAAGAGGUUGGAGCUAGUAGAGAAGAGAGACGGUUUGGUGAAGAAACCUGUGGUUGGAGAACAUAAAAGAAGUUGCUGUGGAAGUAAAGUUAGAGUACAAGAAGAUGAAGAGCACAAAGAUAACAGUUCUUCUUGA
Eruca vesicaria subsp. sativa (arugula) is the source of this 900-nucleotide messenger RNA. Lineage: Eukaryota; Viridiplantae; Streptophyta; Magnoliopsida; Brassicales; Brassicaceae. The record is from the annotation of a GenBank genome assembly.